Molecule: messenger RNA, 399 nt
Organism: Naegleria fowleri
Lineage: Eukaryota; Heterolobosea; Eutetramitea; Acrasida; Naegleriidae
Exons: 1
Coding region: 1-399 (132 amino acids)
Source: RefSeq, a predicted model, not a curated record
AUGAACACCUUAACCUCACUAUUCCUGAUCGGUUUCCUUCUCAUGGUUGCAUGUUUUGUGCCCCAUGUUGAAUGCUCUACAGAAGGUGGAGACACCUAUCUUCCAAGAACGACCUAUGCGGUUCCUCUUACCUAUGCAGCAGCUCCACUCACUUAUGCAGCUCCUGUGACCUAUGCAGCACCUAUUAGCUAUGCCGCUCCUUGUCCACCACCAGUGGCAGCUCCUCUACCUGCUCCUGUCACUUAUGCAGCACCGUAUGCUUAUGGAGGAGUGUAUGCAGCGCCUUAUGCUGCUCCUUGUCCACCACCAGUGGCAGCUCCUUAUGCUUAUCCUUAUGCAGCACCUGUCACUUAUGCAGCAACGCCUGUCUUGCUUGCCACUGCAGCAAAGCCAUGUUAA